AUGAAAGAUGAAGACUCAAAAUAAGUGUAGAACUACAUUUUAUGUAAAUCUAUUCUCUUUAGCAAGAGCGCACGUUGGGCCAAGGAACUUUUGGCAAAGUCUAAUUGGGAUAUCACACUAUUGCAGAUGAAUAUGUAAUAUUGAUACUAAAACUCAUAAGGUAGCAAUCAAAAUCCUUGAGAAGAGGAUGAUCGAAAAACAAAGUGAUUUGGUCAGAGUUUAAAGGGAAAUCUCAAUCCUCAAAAAAGUUAGUCAUCCAAAUGUAAUCAAAUUGUAUGAGGUAAUUUUAUCAUAAUCAAAACAAGAUCAUAGAAUCAGAGUCAUGUGUGUAUCUAGUGAUGGAAUAUGUGAAGGGUGGAGAAUUGUAUGAAUACAUAAUUAAGAAGAAAUAGUAAUCUGAAUCCUAAUUGAAAUUAGCCUACCAGAAAAUAUAGCAGUACGCUACUUUUAGUAGUUGAUCUUUGCAACUGAAUAUUUGCAUUCCUAAUACAUAACUCAUAGAGAUUUGAAACCAGAAAACCUUUUGCUCGAUGAGAAUCGAUAAUUAAAGAUUGCCGACUUUGGUUUAAGCUUUAUCUCCUAAACUCAAGGCGAAUAUCUUAAAACCGCUUGUGGAUCUCCUUGCUAUGCUGCACCUGAGAUGCUCGGUAUACAUUAAAAAUAAUAAGUGGGUAAAACUUAUGAGGGAACCAAAAGUGAUAUCUGGAGUUGUGGCAUCAUUUUAUUUGCUAUGCUAUGUGGAUAUUUACCUUUUGAACAUGAAAACACAUAACAAUUAUAUGAAUUAAUAAAGACUAGCGAUUUUGAAAAGCCUGAAUACUUAUCCAAGAAUGCCAAAGAUCUAUUAACAAGUAUUCUAGUCAAAGAUCCAAAUAGAAGAAUUAAUAUUGAAUAAAUUAAAUAACAUCCAUUUUUUUUGUAGCACACAUCCAUCCCAUCCAAGAAUCUGAGUUUGAAUGACUAAGGAAUCAUUGCAAAAAUGAUAGAAAUGGGGUAUCAACAAAAUUAAAUUAUAACCUAAUUGUAAUAAAAUAAACAUAAUACACUAACUACCAUAUAUUACUUGUUAUAAAAAAAAUGCAAUCAACCUCAGAAAAGAGGCUUUUUUCAAAAUAUUCAAAAUAUUGGUAAUCUCAAACUUGAUAUCAAUCAAAAACGAUUUACAAUUUCAAAGUUUCAGCCCUCUCAAUAAGGGUCACCUAUUUUAGAGAAAAUAGAUAAGACCAAAUAAUCCAUUAGGCCAAAAUUAGAGUUUUCACCCUAUUUAAAGACUUAGAUUUCCUAAAAAUUCAAGAAAGUUAAUUUAUCGGUUUAGUCUAAAAGAGUGAGUGUUCAAAUAGAGAACUAAAGAUAAAAGACUAAUUCUGUUUAAGAAAAACAUUGCGAAAGGCCUUGCAUUUUCACACAACUUAUCUAGGAUCAGAAGUACAUUAUAAAUUGAAUACUUUAGAUCUAGAAGUUAAUCUAGAAAAAACUCAAAACAUUAGGCCUCUAUCUAAAGGAGAGAUUUAGAAUAGGCAAUAAAAACUGAUAAUAAUGAGGAGAACUUAAGUAAUUAGAAAGGUAUUUAUGCUUAAGUAAGAUAAAGAAAUAAAACUCAACCAAAUAAAAAUGAUGAAGGAUCAAAAUACUUUGAAAAAGCAUCAAAAUUGAAUACAUCUCAUUAGGUAUUUAGCUAAUUAAAAUUAGAUGGCUGAGAAGAAUCCAUAAUACUCCCCUUAUAUAAACAUGAAUAUUAGUAAUCAUAGACAACUGUUUAAAUAGAUUUAUAAUGGAAAUUUGUAUGAUUUGAUGAAGAAAAAAGGUGAGUUCAAAACCAGAAUAUUAUGA
Paramecium octaurelia is the source of this 1830-nucleotide messenger RNA. The record is from the annotation of a GenBank genome assembly. NCBI's taxonomy places the organism in Eukaryota, Ciliophora, Oligohymenophorea, Peniculida, Parameciidae.